This is a messenger RNA of Micromonas pusilla CCMP1545, 3825 nucleotides long. RefSeq names its product nucleosome positioning protein. The coding region runs from base 1 to 3825 and encodes 1274 amino acids. The transcript has a single exon. NCBI's taxonomy places the organism in Eukaryota, Viridiplantae, Chlorophyta, Mamiellophyceae, Mamiellales, Mamiellaceae. The record is from RefSeq and is a predicted model, not a curated record.
AUGGAUCCGAUGUCGAACGCGCCCGCGGGCGCGCCGACAUCCAUGGACGGGUGGGGAAGCAUCGUCGCCGCGGCGUCGCCGCCUGCGAAGCGCGAGCGCGACGACGACGCGGCGGAUCCGAACCGCGACGACGCUCGCGACGGUGACGACGAGGCGAGGCCCGAACGCGAGGCGAGCGUUCGCGCGCCCGCCGCGGACGCGCCCGCGGCGAAGAAACCCAAACCGGACGCGACCGACGCCCCGCCCGACGUCCCGAUGGACGACGACGACGAGGCCGGGGACGUGAAGCUCUUCGCCGCGCGCCUUCGACCGGGGACGCUGAAGCACACGUGCUUCGUGCUCCUGCAGCGCGCGCUGGGGGAGGGACUCGAGACGAACGAGAUUCUCGAGAAGGCGACGGCGGAGGAUCUGUACGUCGGGAAGAACCGGAACGUCCUCACGACGACGCUGUCGCACGAGCCGUGGUUCGUGCACCGACCGGACGACAAGACGAGGUGGUGCCUGCGAUCGUUCGUGGAAGGGGGGCCGGAGGCGGCGGCGGCGGCGACGGCGGCGGUGGCUGGCUCGGACCCGAACGCGCCGAAGCGAAAACCGCCGGCGCCAAAGCCGCCGAAGGAUCCCGCGGAGGUGGAGGCGCGCGCGCAGGCGAAAGUCGCGGCCGCCGCGGCGAAGGCGAAAGCGGUGACGGAGAAGGCGCAGUUGAGAUCGCUCGAGCUCGCGGAGAAGGCGCAGCUCAAGGCUGAGAGCCAGCUGGCGUUGUCGCUGACGAAGGGCACCGCGGAGAAGAUAAAACGCGCGCAAAAGGCUGUGGAGCAGGAGGAGGCGAAACUGGAGAAGAUGCGCGCCGCGAGAGACGCCGCGGAGGCCAAGGCGGUCAAAGCUGGCGUAUCUCCCAGCGAUUUCGAGAAGAUGAUCGCCGCGGAGAUGAAGAAGGCGAGCGGGAAGGGCGGCAAGGGAAAGGGCGGCGGCGGCGGCGGCGGCGGCACGCCGACGAAAGGGAAGCCUGGUCCGGGGCAAGGCGGCCCGGGGAAGUCCGCGGCGGAGAUCCUGAGGGAGCCGAACGCGCCCACCGGGGAGCUCCCGCCGCGACUGCAAGUCUUCAACGGCGAUUCCUCGGACCGGCACGCGCUGAUGAAGUGGAAGAAGGAGGUUGAAAAGUUCAAAGACGGCGUCGACCGCGCGAAGGACGCGUACGUCGCGAAACGACGCAAGGCGCUCAAAGCUGAGGCCGCGAAGGAAGGCGCCGCGACCGCGAAGCUCGUCGCGGACGCCGUGAAGCACUUCAACGCGUUCAACGACGCUGAGGCGGGGCUGUUACGCGCGAAGAAAAUCUUGCUCGAGACGAACGAACGCGGGGUCGAGCUCGAGAUGAUUUUGAAGGAGAGAGCCGAGCUCGGGAAGGGGGCGCAGACCCCGGAGAGCGCGCGCAGGAUGGCGGAGAUCGACAUCAAGCUCGCGCUCAUCGACGGGAAGAAGGUCACGGAGUUUAAAGCGCAGGGGGAGAAGGAAAUCGCGAAAGAGAAGGCGAAGAUCGAACGACUCGCGAAGAUGCAAGCGGAGAAAGCGGAACGCGACCGGAUCAAAGAAGAAGAGAAAGCGCAGCGCGCCGCGGCGAGGGAAGCGGAGCGCUUAGAGCGCGAGAAGAAGAAAGAGGACGAGCGCCUCGCGAAGGAGCGCGCGAUGAAGUAUCCGAUCGACGAUGACCUCCUGAGAGCGGAGUUCGAGGAAGAGGCUGCGAAGAAGAACGUCUCCGUGGACGAGCUGUACCCGCCGCUGCCGACGCCGAAGCCCGUGGAGCACGGCGUGGAAAUGGCGGACGAGGCCGCGCUGACGGAUUUCCUGCACGUCUUCGGCGAGACCCUGGGCGCGCCCUUGCGAGGCGGAGACUCGCACAAGGACCGCGUCACGGUGAAGAAGGUGAAAGACCUGAUCGUCGCGUGCGGGGAGGACCUCGAGAGUCUGUACAACGUCCUCCUCGACGGCGCGAUGGAGAUCGCGGUGAUCGGGAAAGGACGCAACGCCGCGAAGUGGCGACGCGUUCUCGGGGACGCGACGUGGCCGGAGGUUGUGCGAAGAGUCUUGGAGAAGAAGCACGCGGGCGGGCACGGGGUCGCGGCUCUCGGGAAAAAGGCGUGGGCGAACCUGAGCGUGCACGAGCACGUGCUCGCGCUCCGCGGGCUGUCCGACCUCGCGCUCGGAAGCGAGGCCGUCCGGAGCAUCAUCGACUGGAGGCUCGAAGAGGCUGCGAAGUUACGGACCGCGCGGAUCGAGGAGCGCAACGCGGACGCGGCGCGAAGGCGCGCGAUUGAGAACAAAGCGAAGGAGAAGCGCAUCGCGAUCAGGGAGAAAGCCGCGGCGAAACGCAAAGCGGAGCGCGAGGCGAAGCGCCUCGCGCGCGAAGCCGCGCUCGCGGCGGGGAAGGAAGUCGAUCCCGAGGAAGAGGAAGAUGAAGAUGAAGAGAACAACGACGACGACGACGACGGCGACGUGGACAUGGCGGACGCGGACGACGACGACGUCAAGCAGGAGGAGCCCGAGGUCAAGGAAGAAAAGCCAAAGCCGAAGCUGACGUUCGUGAUCAAGAAGCAAGAGCCGAGGGCGCCGUCCCCGGAGCCGUGCUUCGACCUCCCAAAACAUUUAAUCGAGUACGAAGGGCACCCGGACGACCGCAAGGCGCUCAUGGCGUGGCGCGCGGAGCAUAACCGCGUCGCCGAGAAGCUCGCAAACGAUAGGCGCGAGUACGAGAAACGGAAACGCUCCGAGCUGAGGAAGGAACAGGAGAAGGAGCGCAUGGAGCGGCAGAGGAUCGAAGACGAGGAAGCGGCGAAGAUCGCCGAGGAGGAGGCGAAAGAGAAGGCGAAAGAACGCGAGCUACGGAAGAAGGAGACGACGCGCAUGGCGGAAGACGCCGCCGUCGCCGUGAGAGUCCACAAGCUCGGCGUGGACCGCGACCAUCGCUCGUACUGGUGGGGCAUCGGCGGCUCGAAAGCCGCGGUGUACGUCGAGGAUAUCCAAGGGCACUGGUUCGUCCUCGACACGCGCGAUGAGAUCGACGACCUCGUCGAAGCGCUUCACUCGUGGGGCACGAAGGAGAAGAAGCUCAAGGCGGAGCUCGCGCGACGGUCGCACACGAUUGCGGCGGAGUUCAGGAAGCAAGCGCGAGAGAGAGAAGACGCGGAGGCGGACUCCGCCCGCCGCGCCGCGAGCGGGUAUUCCCAGCGCGAGCGCGGUAAGGAAGUCAUCUCGCCGCCGCCCGGAAGAGGCCCGAACGCGUCGUUCGACGAGGCUGUUCCCGUCGCGACGGCGAAGCGGACGAUGGAGGUGCUCUGCGGCGCCGCGGAGGAGGCGGCGAUCGCGCGCGAGCCCGAGCUCGAGACCAAGCUCAGGGAGGACUGGCGCGCGUUCAAGACCCGAGUGCGGACGACGUACGACAAAGAUCUCGUCGCCGGGCUGCUGUUGCAGCUCGAGGAGAACUUGUACGCGAUCCAAAAAGCGGAGUUCAUGAAGAAGGAGGAGAGGGAAGCGCGCGAGGAAGCGAAAGCGAACGGGGAGACGUACGAGAGCGAAUCCAGCGACGGCGAGGAUUUCUACGACGACGACGACGAGUUCUGGGGGAACGAGGAAGCGCACGAGACGAACGAGGAUCUGAUCGCGCGCACGGGGCUGAUUUACCCCAUCUGGCGGUCCAAGGCCGAGCGCGCGAAGUGGCGCGAGGACGCGCACGAGUUCCAGACCGGCGCCGCGGUCGCCUUCGCGGCCGCCGUGCUCGACGACACCGCGGGGGCGUUUCUCCGCGCCGUCGUAGCGGCGAAGACGAACCCCUGA